Messenger RNA from Lolium perenne, 630 nucleotides. The record is from RefSeq and is a predicted model, not a curated record. NCBI's taxonomy places the organism in Eukaryota, Viridiplantae, Streptophyta, Magnoliopsida, Poales, Poaceae.
AUGGCCCCUCGCCCCUGUCGGCCUCGCCCCACUCCCGUGGCCGCGUCGCGGCACCCCUGGACGCCCGUCCCACGCCAGGCUGCGCUCACACCGCCCCCGCCCCCAGCCGCGCACCCCGCGCCGAGGCCGCGCCCGCGCCAGGCCGCCCCGCCCUCCGGUCGCCCGCCCCGCGCUAGGCCUUGCUCGCACCAGGCCGCGCUCGCGCCGGCCGUAGCGCCCCCGCCCCGGCCGCCCCCGCCCCACGCCUGGCCGCCCCGCCCUCUGGUCGCGCCCGCGCUGGCUCGCCCCUGGCCGCGUCUCCUCGCGCCACGCCCGGCCGCCGCCGUCCCGCCCGCGCUGUGUUGGAGCCCGCCCCGCGCUGUGUUGAGCCCGCCCGCGCGGCGCCGCACGGCUCGCCUCGGCCUCACCGCCCCACGCAUGCCUCACCUCGCUGUUGGCUGCCGCGCUCCGUCGCAUGCCCGUUUGCAUGCCCGCGUUGCUCGCCCGGCCGCGCUGCCCUCACCAUGUCGCGUUGUGCGCCCGGCUGGCCCGUGGCGGCCGCGCUCGGCCUCGGCCUCGCCGGCCUCACUCUUAUCGGAGUUGUGGAGUUGGAGAAGUUUCCCUAAUUUUGGGUUUAGUAGCUGUAAGUAG